Clunio marinus is the source of this 762-nucleotide messenger RNA. The record is from the annotation of a GenBank genome assembly. NCBI's taxonomy places the organism in Eukaryota, Metazoa, Arthropoda, Insecta, Diptera, Chironomidae.
AUGCCACAUUCUCCAUCGAAGAAGACAUUCCCGAUUUUUAAACCAUCGGAAGCAUCGGCGAUGAGUGCUAACACACCGCUGAAACGUUCGCGCACAGAUAUCGAAUCGGAUAAUGAAGACAAGUCAAUGAUGGAAUUUCUGGAAAAAAUUAAUCAAAACACAAUCGAAACAAACAAAAAUACGAUGGAAACAAAGGAAGAGGUUCGGAAAAUGGGUGUCAAAUUUGAUGCUAUCAAUGAAAAGAUGGAAGCCAUUGACAUUAAAGUAAACAAAGUGGAUGAUGAAGUGAAAAUUCUUCGUAAUGAAAUGGAGCAAAACAAACUGUUGAACUUUAUGGAUAUUACUGGAGUGGACAAACUAGAAGUUGAAAAAUAUAAAAACAAUUUAAAAGCAUUAGCAAUCGGAAUUUUCACAUCAUUUAACAUAAGCGUCGACUCCGAAUCAAUGGAAAGAGUUUAUACAAAACUGAUAAAAGGAGGAUCUUCGGUUGUGGUAGUGGUGGUUUUUAAAAGCUUCAGCGACAAAUUGAAUAGUAUGAAGAUGAAGCGUGAGUCGAAAAUUAAAAACAAUAUUUUUUUUGACCAUUCGAUGACUGGCGAGACUAGAAAACUCUUCAUGAGCGCUAAAAAGAUUGCGAAAACGACUGGAGGAAAAAUCUUCAUGCUCAGCGGAAAAAUAUUCUUCUCGAACGGUAGUGGAAACAAAAUGCAUUUAAGAAUAGAUUCAGAUCUGUCAAAAAUUAAAAGUCAAAAUUCUGAAUAG